Molecule: messenger RNA, 2813 nt
Organism: Diuraphis noxia (Russian wheat aphid)
Lineage: Eukaryota; Metazoa; Arthropoda; Insecta; Hemiptera; Aphididae
Product: DNA repair protein complementing XP-C cells
Biological process (GO): mismatch repair; nucleotide-excision repair
Cellular component (GO): nucleotide-excision repair factor 2 complex; nucleus; cytoplasm
Molecular function (GO): single-stranded DNA binding; damaged DNA binding
Source: RefSeq, a predicted model, not a curated record
CACAGAACAACUAUUAUCUUAGUCCGCGUUUUGCUAAUUUGUUGAUUUAUUUUUCAAAUUUGCUCAACUAAAGUCUAAAUCAUGAAAUAAUUAUUGAAUUWCUGUACGACUGGUUUUUUCAUACCACAGAUCAAAUCUGUUACCAUGUUGCGUAGAUCUAAACGUACUUGCAAGUCAAAGGUAACUGUUYCUGWUGAAAAUAAUUCCCACGAACCCCCUGUCAAACGUAAACGUGGUAGUCGACUUGAAGUUUCUGUUAAGAAUUCAACAACUGAAGAUGAUAGUUCUGGAGAUGAAUUUGUGCCAACAGAAAAUACUCCCAUAAAAACUUCAUGUACUUUAAAUUUAUCUGAAUCGGACAGUGAUAAUGAUACUCAAGAUUGUAGUAAGGCCAAUGUGAAAGCAUUKAAAUUGUCUGAUACUGAAAGUGAAGUUGAUGACAAUGUUUGUCAAACAAAUUUUGAUUUCAACACUCUUUCAAAGCCUCAAGAUACUUCAGAACUAUUCAAAAGUGAUGUGGAAUCUAAGGUCGUUGAAACUAUUGCAGAAAAUGGUCUUUAUAAUGAUAUGGAUGUUGCCAAAAUCUUAUCUGUGGGAGAAGGAGUUAAUUUAAAAACAGUUUUAAAUAAUGUUGAUGAAACUGUAGAAGAGGAUAUGAAGCGUGAUGAUAAUUAUACUAUUCCUGAAAUGGUUGAAAUCACUGUUAAACUUCCGAAUGAUAUGAAGUGUAAAAAAGGUCAAGAUAUGGAAAAUAUUCUCAGGAGACGUAUGAAUACAAUUUGUAAAGAUACUCAAGUUUUAAUUCAUAAAGUAAAUCUUCUUUUAUGGAUCGCUUAUGGCAAUCGGUUGAACAGUGUUCUUAAUUCACCAGAAGUCAUGGGAUCAGCAUUGUCUCUUGUACCAUCUAAAAAAGCAUAUCCGCCAAAGCAAUGUGAUUUAAAUUAUUUAGAAAAUUAUAUAACAUGGUUUUCUAAAAAAAUUAAAAUAUCUUCAAAAACCGAUCCAUUAUGUGAAAUAAAUGUAUUAUCUUUGACAGACCGAUUUUCAAGAUGUGAAGCUAAUACAAGAUAUGAACUAAUUGCAAUGUUUAUUUCUAUGUUGAGAUCAUUAGGAUUGAAUGUACGGUUAGUGAUAAAUUUAAAUGCUGUCUCAAUCAAACCAUGUUCUGAACAAUUAUUGGGUCCUUUAGUAAAUGAUGAUCAUAAUCUUAUGAAACCAUCUUGUAGUAAAUCUAAUAAAGAUAAUAUAAAGAAAACUUCGUCAAAAUCAGAAUAUUUCGAUAAAAAAUCAAAUAAACUCGAAAAGAGUAAAAAAGAGCUUAAAACGAAAAAUUCUAACAUAGAUAAUAGAAAAAAUAAAACCAAAGUUGGUAAAAGUGUUGAAAAUAUUUCUUCAAGUGAUACAGAAGAUGAAAUUUUCAUAAAAAGCAAACAAAGUGCUAAAUCUGAGUAUUUUAAUAAAACAUCUAACAAAGCACAAUCUGAUUUAAAAAAAUCAAAGUCCGUUAAAGACAAAAAACUAACAAAAAAAAAAUCUAAAAUAAGUGAAAAAAUUGAUCGUCGUGUUGUUUCAACUGAUGAAGAAGACCAUACAACACAUACUAGUGAAACAGUUGCUAAAAAAAAAGUGAAAAAUGACUUUUGGGUGGAAGUAUUUUUGGAAAUGGAAGAAAAAUGGUUUUGUGUGGAUGUCAUUGGUCAACGUAUACAUUGCAUCAAAGAAAUAUAUAAUGGUGCAUCUCAUCCUAUGCGUUAUGUUUUGGCUUGGUAUAACGACAAUAGUAUCAAAGAUAUUACUAAACGAUAUGAUCCAUAUUUUCAUACUCUAACACGAAAAAUUCGCGUGGAUCCUAAAUGGUGGAAAACUACUUUACGAYCUUACACUCCUACAGGAUCAGCUAGAGAACGUGAGGAGGAUGAUGAACUUAAUAAACAAUUAGAAGAAAUACCAUUACCUAAAACAGUUUCUGAGUAUAAAAACCAUCCAUUGUAUGCCCUAUCAAGACACUUACUAAAAUUCCAAGCCAUAUAUCCGCCAGAACCACCAAUUGUUGGAUAUGUUAGAAAUGAACCAGUUUAUUUACGAGAAUAUGUUCAUGAGCUUAACGGUAGAGAAAACUGGCUAAAAGAAGCCCGUGUGGUUAAAAUGGGUGAAAAAUCGUAUAAACAAGUGAAAUCUCGUCCUAGAUUUGAUAGGAAUGGUGUGCGAACAGAUCCUCCACCAUUGGAAUUGUUUGGUUAUUGGCAAACUGAACCCUAUGAUCCUCCAACUGCUACUAAUGGCCAAGUUCCUAGAAAUUGUUAUGGCAAUGUUGAUUUAUUCAAGCCUUGCAUGUUACCUAAAGGAACUGUUCAUCUUCAACUUCCUGGAUUACUGCGUGUUGCAAAAAAACUAAACAUUGAUUGUGCUCCUGCAGUUGUAGGUUUUGAUUUUCAUGCAGGUGGUUCCCAUCCUGUAAAUGAUGGUUUUGUAGUAUGUCAAGAGCAUAAAGACACUUUAAUAGAUGCAUGGAACCAAGAACUUGAAGAAAGUCGCAAGCGAGAGCAAAAAAGGUAUGAAGAUAGAGUUUAUGGUAAUUGGAAACGAUUAGUAAGAGCUCUUCUUAUUCGUGAACGAUUGAAAAUUAAAUACAAUUAUUUUGGAAGUAAUAAAGAAGGCCAAUCUACUUCUAAGACAACUGACUGCAAAAAAUAAAACCUUUUGUAUUACUAUAUUUAAUUAUUUUUAAUGAAAUCUAUAUCUUGUACAUUUCAAUAGUCAUUAAUAUUUAAUUCCAACAGUAUUAUUAUUUAUUAAUGUUAUUUGGGUUGAUU